AUUUAUUUGCCGUAUAUGGUAUUGUCUUUUUAGUGCCGUUUCAGCUGAAGCAUUUUACCAUUUCUACCUAGCACAUAAUGGGUUAUUUUAUGCAUAUUGUCUUCUUCACGUUGUCGUUUACCGGCGUUGCGCUUGGUGAAGUAGUUGAGUCGGAGGAGAUAAUACCUGUCAGACUGAGUAUGAGAAAUGCUGAGCAGCCUUGGACUUUGGGACGGAGCGUAGAGCGGCUUAGCUUUCUAUUAAACGCAUUUGGUAACAAAUUCACUAUUCAUUUAAAUCCGGACAGUAACUUUGUCGCCCCAACACUUAAUGUUCAGCACGUUAACUCGAAGCAUCUUUCUGCCCUGCUCAAUGGCACCAAACCUGAGGAUAUCUUCGAAGGUGACAGCGAGUCGUUGGAGAUUGGACAAGACUUUAGAGAUUGUUUUUACUCGGGAACCGUUAACAACAAUCAAGAAUCUGUGGUGGCCGUCAGCUUGUGCCACGGCAUCCAAGGAUCAUUUGUAACGAAUGGCGAUGAAUACUUCAUUCAACCCAAAGAGCAUCGUAAUGAGACCAGCGAAAGGUCAUUUUCGCAGGUGCACGUCAUUAAAAGGAGAGUUUUCCCUGUCUCAAAAGACGCUAUAAAGACUUUGUAUGAUCAUAUUGGAGCUGCCAAACCGCUUGUGUCCAACAGUAGGCCCACUUCGUCCCAUGGAAAGACGGAUGCCAAGGUCACCCAAAGACAGAAACGUUUUGUAUCCUCUGCCAGGUACAUCGAAACCCUGGUGGUAGCUGACUCCACCAUGACAAGUUUCUACGGAGAUGAAAUCAAGCACUACCUCCUGACCAUGAUGGCCAUGGCUGCCCAGAUCUACACCCACCCCAGCCUGAAGAACGCGGUGAGCCUCGUUGUGGUGAGGAUGUUUCUGGUGGAGGAUGAGGAGGAAGGUCCAGAGGUGUCCAGGAAUGGAGGCGUUGCCCUGCGCAGCUUCUGCAACUGGCAGCAGCUGUUCAACCCAACCAGCCAGAGGCACCCUCAGCAUUACGACACAGCCAUCCUCUUCACCAGAAUGGAUAUUUGCGGAAACAAGUGUGACACCCUCGGGGUCGCCGAUAUAGGCACCAUGUGUGACCCCAAGAGAAGCUGCUCUGUUAUCGAGGACAAUGGCCUUCAGGCUGCCUUCACAGUGGCCCACGAGCUCGGGCACGUUCUCAGCAUGCCGCACGAUGAUUCCCGGAACUGUGAGAAGUGGUUCGGGCAGCUUGACGGACACCACAUGAUGGCACCAAAGUUUGUCCACCUCAACAGAACUUUUCCAUGGUCACCUUGCAGCGCUCAAUAUAUCACCGAAUUCUUCGACAAUGGGCAUGGUGACUGUUUGCUGGAUCCUCCUGAGCAGACACUCCCCCUGCCAGUCGAGCCCCCGGGUCACGUCUACGGGCUGGAUCGGCAGUGCCAGCAGGUCUUCGGCGAGGACUUUGGCCACUGCCCAGAUGCCCAGGAGGUCUGCUCCCAGCUGUGGUGCCGCGAGGAGGGUCAGCAGCAGUGCACCACCCGCAACGGAAGCCUCCCCUGGGCCGACGGGACCCCCUGCGGAGGGGAGGGCGGCCUGUGUCUGCGCGGCGACUGCGCGAACAAGACGGAGGAGAGGCUGGAGGUGCCAGUGGACGGAGGGUGGGGCGAGUGGGGCCCCUGGGGUCCCUGCUCUCUGAGCUGCGGAGGGGGUGUCGAGUUCUCCCGCCGAGAGUGCACCGAUCCAGAGCCUCAACACGGUGGAGCCUACUGCAUGGGCCAGAGAGUCAAAUACCAAUCCUGCAACAUUCAGGCCUGCCAGCAGGAGCACGGGAAAAGCUUCAGAGAGGAGCAAUGUGAGAGGUAUAACACCAACCGGUAUUUGGAUAUGAAUGGGAACAUCAAGCAGUGGAUUCCAAAAUACGCUGGCGUCUCCCCACGCGACAGAUGUAAGCUUUUCUGCAGAGCCAAGGGGAGCAGUGAAUUCAAAGUCUUUGAACCAAAGGUCAUAGAUGGCACCACCUGCGGCCCAGACACCACAUCCAUCUGUGUCCAGGGCCAGUGCAUUAAGGCUGGCUGCGACCAGGUCAUUGGCUCCAAUCUAAGAUUUGACAAGUGCGGGAUCUGUGGUGGUGAUGGCUCAUCCUGUCGGAAAAUCACAGGAGCACUGAAUAAAGCCACAUACGGUUACAACGAUGUUGUCACCAUUCCCUCUGGGGCAACCAACAUCGACAUCAAACAGCGUAGCCACCGUGGAAUCAAACACGAUGGCAACUAUCUGUCUAUAAAGAAAGAGGACGGGCAGUUCAUCCUAAACGGCAACUUCUCCGUCUCGACGUCGGAGCAGUACAUCUCGGUCCCCGGGGCCGUGCUCCGCUACAGUGGCUCCUCGACCACGCUCGAGCGCAUCCUGAGCUUCCAGAAGCUUCAGCAGGCCAUCGCGGUGCAAGUCCUGUCCACGGCGGGAGACGAGUCUCCCCCGAGAAUCAAGUACACCUUCUUCCUCCCCAGAGACGUUCCCUUCGCCAAGGCGCCCAGCUCCGACCGGGUGUCCCCGCACAUCCUCCUGCCCUUCGGGGGCGACGACUGGGUGCUGGGCGAGUGGUCCGAGUGCUCCAAGACCUGCGGCUCGGGCUGGUCACGCAGGAGCGUGGAGUGCAAGGACGGGGCGGGAUCCCCGUCCUACUUCUGCGACGUGGACCUGCGGCCAGCCGACAUCCGGCCCUGCGCGGACCUGCCGUGCCCCGUGUGGCAGAUGGGCCCGUGGUCAGCCUGCUCGCGGACGUGCGGGUCCGGAGAGCGCCACCGAAGCGUCCUCUGCCUGGACUAUACCGGGAAGGCGGUAGACCCAGGGUUGUGUAAUCCAGACAAGAGGCCCAAGUCCGAUCCGGUAGAGUGCUUUUACCAGGACUGCUGAGUCUGUGUGUGGGACUGUGUGUGUGUGUGAGAGAGAGGGAUGGGCCUGAUAGAUGCGCAAUGCAUAGCAAAUGUAGUGAACAAACUUCUUCCCUUUCCCUUAACCACCUGACCUUGUUGCACAGAUCAGCAGGGAACCUUUAGCAUAGAAAGGGAAUGGAGAGGUCACUUAUCAAAAGUAGCCAGGAUUUCCAUUCUGGUCCUAGAAAUGAUGCCUAUAUCAACGAUUAACUUAACUUCAUUUGUUGAUAAUUUCUUUGAUGUUGCCUUGUUAUUAUAACCACUAUUGAAGUUUCUCCCUCCCCUAGAGAUCUACCUCAAAUGAUAUACCAGUUUAAUACUCUCUUUAAUGGUUGUUGGUAGAAGAUACUGUCUAUAUUUAUCCUUUCAACAAAGGAACGUAAAUCUUGCAAAACAAACAUACAUACAUAAACAAACAAACAAACAAACAAACAAACAAACAAACAGAAAUCCUGCUGAGACUCCGCUGGACUUGUUGAGUACCUGCUAAUCCACAAAGCAUCGUCUCCUGGGUUAGUUUAAUCACUCCACACUGAACAGGAUCAAGGCUCGGUGGCUGCCUAAAAGCUGACAGAACACUAUUUAUUUUCAUCGAUCUUUUCAGAAUAAAAGAUCUAAAUACUUAUACUUAUUGUGAAGAGUCCAAACAAUGAUGACGACCACUUUUUUGUUAACAAGGGAAAACAAUGUAUAUCUGAUUGGUAUGUAAUCAUGUCAGUGAAUGUUGAGUAAUCAUGCUAGUGAAUAAUGACAUACUCUGAUCAGAUAAAGCCAGAAACUGUAUGUACAGUGAUGGGGAGCUACCACAGAGAAAGCUGGUGAAUCAAACUCGCAGAAUCUUGAACAUUUCACUAAUUCAGGAACACUGGAUCACCUUUUGGAAUACAACAAUACUCCUCCGUUGAACAGAGAUAUUGUUACACCACACACAUCUAACACAAAGCUAUUCAGUAGGGUUAAGCUGAUGUAUCAAUGUACCAAUUCAUUUGCCAGUUUGUUUUUCAUCACACCACGAUCUGAGGUAACGAUUACCAGAUCACAGAACAUGACUUUUCUGGAGAAAAGGAAGGCCUUGUUUGGUUAUAUUUUCGUAUUGUAAAGAAAAAUGUCAAAAACAGUUUCCAUGUCAGCACGAACAAUGUGUGUAUUUCUACUGUUUGGGUUGAUCCUUAUAGUAAUGUAAUUCACACAUUAUAGCCUACUUCAAACAAUUAAGAUACAGCAAUUUCUUUUUUGUUUUACUUACCCCAUAGACACAUCGAUUUCUUGUAUUUGUCAAAUAGGCCUAACUCUAACACAGUUAGACCGUUAGAGUUGUAUGCAACCAGAAGGGUACAGUCACCCUUGACUUGUAGAUAAAUAUUUAAUGAGAGAAAAAGACUUAGUUCUACCAUUGCGUUGAAUGACGAUGUAGAAACCAUGAUUAACUAUGAUACGUAGGCUAAGCAUUGAGACAGCAUCACUAUGGCAUUUAAUGUUAGGGAUGAAACAAGACUGACCUAUAUAUCUUUUAUAUGUGAGUGUUAUGGCAUUCCAGGUGUGCAAAUGGGGAGAUUUUUGUUAUAUAUGUAGAUCUGAAACGAAAGCAUUCUAUCCCUUCAAUGAAGGUCUGUACAAUGCUAUUGUUAUAGCUUCCUUUUAAGCUAUUUAUUUUUUUCUACCUUCGGACAUCUAUUUGUUACAUUUUCUUGAUGCUGCUGUCUAUUCAGAAUUGUUCAAAAUGAGAUCAUAAAUUAAAAAUAUGUCUCGACUGAAGAUAUUUUUUCAACUUCCUUUAUCAAAAUUGUCACAAAUAUUUGGAAUUCUUCACUGUCAAUAAUAAUAAUAAU
This is a messenger RNA of Sardina pilchardus (European sardine), 4761 nucleotides long. RefSeq names its product ADAM metallopeptidase with thrombospondin type 1 motif, 8a (gene adamts8a). The coding region runs from base 78 to 2912 and encodes 944 amino acids. Lineage: Eukaryota; Metazoa; Chordata; Actinopteri; Clupeiformes; Clupeidae. The record is from RefSeq and is a predicted model, not a curated record. Gene Ontology annotation, biological process: extracellular matrix organization; proteolysis. The transcript has 9 exons. Gene Ontology annotation, molecular function: zinc ion binding; metalloendopeptidase activity.